ACUAACAGCUGGGCGUAAGGAACUCUUUGGUGAAUGGAGAUUUCACCAAUCUUAGCAACGUGGAUUAUGGGCCUUGUUUCCAAGGCCGCUAUACCUGGGUAAGGAGUAUUGCACAACUAUAAAUACACGUCUGUGGCUGCUGAAUGGGGAGAUAGAGUUUCCAGACUCCUCGCCGAACUGCCUCCUCAACAGGUUAUUACAGGGACCUAGUUAACACCACCUGACAUCUCAAAACCUACUGUCAGGAAACUGUUGAUGAAGUCAUCCUAAUAGCAGCGUUACCAUGAGUAAGGAAGGGGAAGUAAUACCCCUGGCGGGCCCGGGGAGUAAAAUCAUCGCCCUGGCGCCUCCUCUGAGGAAACACUUUCCUCGCGAGGGAAAAGCUGUGAUCGUCGACUUUUCUACAAACAGUCUCAAACAACUGCCUAUCGAGAUAUGGAAAUGUGAAGAGAUCAUGCUCAAUGCCACGAGAUUUCUGGCAGAGAACAAUCGUCUUAAAAAACUACCAAAGUCCAUCUCUGACCUGGAAGUAUUAUCAUUUGUUGACUUGCGCAAUAACGCACUGACCGCGAUACCUGCUACGAUCUUUAAAAUAAAAACACUGGAGAUACUGGACAUGACAAACAACGUCGUCAAAAGUCUCCCAGCCACCAUCAACAAGGCACAAUCCAUGCACACGCUCCAUGCGUCAAACAAUAAAAUCAAGGCCUUGCCCAAAACCAUCAACAAGUGCCCGGCUCUAACGCACAUAGAUGUCUCCUAUAACGUGAUCCGAUCCAUUAAGAAGACGGUGUACGAAUUGGGAGCUCACAUUAUACUCAAACAGAAUAAACUUGUGGAGCUUCCCGAUGCCAGUAUAAAGGCUCCGGCUCUUAAGUCCCUAGAUGUGUCCUACAAUCAGAUAUCCGUAAUACCUGACAAUAUUCACAUGGUGACAACUCUGACAUGGCUUGACUUGUCACACAACGAACUGGCAGAUAUUCCUCGGGAGUUGGGAUUCCUCAAAUACCUUAGCUUCUUGGACAUUUCGAACAACAAGAUUGUAUCACUACCGGAGGAGUUGGUGAGUCUGCAAUUUGCUCUGACGACUCUGAAGGCGUCAAAUAAUCAGAUCCGGGCCCUACCUGAGGAUAUCCAUAAACUACAAAGAUUGACAAUUCUAGAGGUGGCGGACAACCAACUGGAGAGCCUUCCGCCAAAGUUCUAUGAGCUCAAGGGUCUAAAGACCCUGGAUUUAUCCGGCAACAAACUCACUACGGCAGUCGGCAUAACGAAACUGAAAGCCGCCGAGACUGUUAAAAUUGCACGCAAUGCUCUCACAACCCUUCCUGAAGAUCUACCAAGCAUGAAAUGCCUCGUCACGCUGGACAUAUCAGGAAACCACCUCAAGAUUUUACCAGAGAAUAUCUGCCGUGUUGCAUCACUGAAGGACUUGGCGGCUGCCGAUAACAAAAUAACUGCGAUUCCAGAAUCACUAGGGGACAACCAGCUCCUUAGGGAUGUCGACCUCAGCCGGAAUCGCAUUCAAGGGCUUCCACAGGACCUCAAGAAGCUACGUAGUCUGGAAAGUCUGAAAAUAGGACAUAAUCAAGUCUCGGCCUUACCAAAAACGUUGGACGUUCUCAAAUUCCUCCGUACGUUGGAUGUCAGUGGAAAUUCACUUACUGAAAUACAGCUGCCAAAAGCCAUUACACAUCUCAACAUAUCUCAAAACCCUGUAUUUUUACCAGCACAGGAUCCCAAAUCGGUGCUUGUACAACUGGGCGAGAAGACUUACGCCAAACAGAUCACCUUCCUCGACCUGUCAAAUAUUAAACUCGACGAAGUUCCUGUCAGUAUUGGUCACAUGAAGCUACUUAGAACCCUCAAACUAGCCCACAAUCUCUUGAAAGCGAUUCCCGACUACCUUUGUCGUCUGCGUUGCCUUGAGGAGUUCGAUCUGUGUAAUAACGAAAUAUCGGAGGUUCCGGACGCCAUUAAGAACUUGCAGAAUCUGAGGCGUUUGGACGUGUCUCAGAACAAGAUCGGAGAAUUCUGUGAAGGCAUGACUAAGCUUCACCAACUCGAAUUCCUCAAUAUAUGUUAUAACAAUAUAGUCAACCUUCCAGAAGACUUCGGCGAGCUGCAUAAACUCAUCUUUUUAGAUCUUUCCAACAACGAGCUAAUGGGGCUUCCUGAAGACCGUUGGGACGUUCUUGCAUCAAUGACCGAGCUUAAUGUCAACAAAAAUCACAUCAACAUGGUACCUAACGACUUACCGUACUUGUACCGAAUCCGAAUACUUAGAGCUGCCGGAAAUGACCUCACAAGUAUACCUGCUGAUGUAGGCAAGAUGCUCGGCCUUGAAAUACUAGACCUGUCAGACAAUCUCCUAGAGUCUCUCCCUGAUUCUGUAUGUAAACUUCCUGUACUCUCCGAUCUCAAUAUAUCGGACAACAAGAUCAAGGAACCCCCUCGGCGGUUGGAAAGCCUUAAACAGCACGGCUGCAAUGUCAACAUCGAGAGCCAGUCGCCGUACAAAGCGCGGGAACCUCCAGAUAUGCUUCAGCCGGGCGAGGUACAAACAGAUGACGACGGACCAGACGGCGGCAAGAAAGGUACGAUUAAGUCGGACGACUAGCAGAACGACCACAGCGGCGACCUUCACCCCAUCAACUCGACAAACGUGAAGAUAGACAAACUUUUUAAGGCAGAUCUAAUAUCACGCGAUUCCAGAAAUGGAUAGAAGUUUGUCGUAAAUUUAAGCAUGUAAAUCUAUACAUUGGCGGACAGAUGUGUAAAACACGUGCAAAUUCAAUACGUACCUAUAGCGCAAGGAACUGAACGCUGUCCGAGCUCAGCCAUCAGCGUUAUAAUCAUGAUAAUGAGACAUAUGUUAAUUACAUAAGAAUGGGAUUAUAGGUGCAAAAAAUAUCUCAUCCGGAACUCCUCGGGAACCUACAAUACUGUAUUUCAGCGACAAUACCCCAUGACUUCAGGAUGGGUGUUAUCUUAGAUACCGAGGAAGAUCGUAUACUCUCAAUAUUCAAGAUCUUGAUUUCAUUUAUCGCUGGUGAUAGUGACGUCAUAAAUUACGGAGGAGACCACAAUCAUCACAACCAAACGAAGGGGUCUGAUCUGUUACCAGAGUAACACGCUUAUUACCAACGAAAUGAGACAUUAAUUUUCAUUUGAAAGUUGGUAACCCGUCAAUUUUCAUUUACAUUAUAUAUAUUAAUGCUGUUUUUCAUUACAUGUGGCCUAUCUGAGUUAUGCAAACAUUAGCUGUUGACGCUUCUCGAAGCUUGCACUAGUAGUAAUAUAUUCAAUGUAGCAUGCACCUCAGCGAUAUCCUGUUACAUGGUUGCUAUGGUUACGGGUUCCACAUACUCUAUAUUACCCUUAAUGGAUGAGGAGUUGGUACUCAAAAUAUUUACUUACGUUGCACGUUUCAUACAUUGAUCAUUUUAUACAAUCAAACUUUUUUUUGUAGUUUUAAAUCAAAUCAUGUACAGCUCGGACUCGGGAUUUACCGGUCGUAUAUUGAUGAUACACAUUUAUUCAAUCAUUAUAACGAGCGACUUUGAUCAUCAACCAUUGGCUAUUAUCAGACUCUAAUGUUACAUAUAAACAUAUCGAUAAACAAAUAAGCAUGAUCCAUGGAACGGUAGACACGGUAUACUGCUUGAGAUUCGUCUAGACAUGCGCAAUGAAGCUUCCUGUUUCUGCACAGUUAAGAUCUUGCGCAGGAGUAUAGUGGGAGAUUCCUGACAUUCGAACGAAACUUUAGUUCUAAUUCAAAAUCGACAAAAUGAAGUGAAAAUAUGAACUCUUCGUAGAUUUACAAGAUUGAAGAUCAAGGCCAUGCGUUCCGGAAGAUUAAGGUCAUGUGUUCCGGAAGAUUAAGGUCAUGUGUUCCGGAAGAUUAAGGCCAUGUGUUCCGGAAGAUUAAGGCCAUGUGUUCCGGAAGAUUAAGGUCAUGUGUUCCGGAAGAUUAAUGUCAUAUGUUCCGGAAGAUAAAGGCCAUGUGUUCCGGAAGAUUAAUGUCAUAUGUUCCGGAAGAUAAAGGUCAUGUGUUCCGGAAGAUUAAUGUCAUAUGUUCCGGAAGACAAAGGUCAUGUGUUCCGGAAGAUUAAUGUCAUGUGUUCCGGAAGAUAAAGGCCAUGUGUUCCGGAAGAUUAAUGUCAUAUGUUCCGGAAGAUAAAGGCCAUGUGUUCCGGAAGAUUAAGGCCAUGUGUUCCGGAAGAUUAAUGCCAUUUGUUCCGGAAGAUUAAGUCCAUGUAUUCCGAAAUAUUAAGGCCUUGUGUUCCGGAAGAUUAAUGCCAUGUGUUCCGGAAGAUUAAGCGUCACACAGGUUGAUGAUCCAAGUCGUUCUACGCACACAUAUAUAUACCGUUUGCGUUCGCUGUAUAUUGGUUAAAUUAUCUUUACAAUUUUAUUUUUACAAUGUUUAUACAUUUAUUGUUUGUAAACCAAUCAAAACCUUUACAAUACAGCCUUACUAGAAUAACUCUCUAACUUAUCAUUACUUGUCAAAAGUCAUUAUACCAAUACAGUCGUGAUGUCAUUUCCCUAAGUAUGAUUUGGCCAAAAGUUGUAUUACGGCAUCAAACUUCUGUCAACGAGACUUGGAGGCAAAUGACUGCUUCUUUUGUUUUAAUAAAUCUUACAGUUAUAAAGUUGUGUUGACUAUCAA
Messenger RNA from Pecten maximus, 4675 nucleotides. RefSeq names its product leucine-rich repeat protein SHOC-2-like. Gene Ontology annotation, molecular function: protein binding. The record is from RefSeq and is a predicted model, not a curated record. The transcript has 2 exons. Bases 284 to 2620 code for a protein of 778 amino acids. Lineage: Eukaryota; Metazoa; Mollusca; Bivalvia; Pectinida; Pectinidae.